Messenger RNA from Thalassophryne amazonica, 2026 nucleotides. RefSeq names its product target of EGR1, exonuclease (gene toe1). The record is from RefSeq and is a predicted model, not a curated record. Lineage: Eukaryota; Metazoa; Chordata; Actinopteri; Batrachoidiformes; Batrachoididae. Bases 191 to 1861 code for a protein of 556 amino acids. The transcript has 8 exons. Gene Ontology annotation, biological process: snRNA 3'-end processing. Gene Ontology annotation, cellular component: cytoplasm; Cajal body. Gene Ontology annotation, molecular function: snRNA binding; metal ion binding; 3'-5'-RNA exonuclease activity.
UUGAAGAGGACCCCAACGACCACGUUGAUGUGUUUGUUUCUGUGGAAGCGAGUUGGUUUUCAGUUGUUUUCUUUUAAUUAGAAAAUACAUAACGAUAAUAACUAACGAAGUAUCGCGAAUGAGCAAAAAAAUAGUUCGCAUAAAGACAGUAAGUGGGUAAGCUACGCUAGCUAGCUAGCUGUGCAUUCAAAUGAACAUGAACUCUGCCUUUGUGGUUCCAGUUAUUGAUGUGCAGAAUGAUAACUUCAGGGAACUCUGGCCUGCUAUGGUUGUGGCUAUUAAAACAUCAGCUUUCAUUGCACUGGACACGGAGCUGAGUGGUCUUGGGAACAGAAAAUCCUUAUUGGCAGAGUCUAUAGAGGACAGAUACAAAGCCAUAUGCCACGCUGCUCGCUCCCGCUCCAUCCUCUCCCUGGGAAUUGCCUGUUACAAGAAACUGGACAACAAGGCUGCAGACACUUACCUGGUCCAGGUGUAUAAUCUCACCCUUUUGUGUUCGGAGGAGUACAUCAUAGAGCCGCAGUCAGUUAAUUUCUUGGUGCAGCAUGGCUUUGACUUCAACAAACAGUAUGCUCAUGGAAUCCCCUAUUGCAAAGGCAAUAACAAGGGAGAAUCAGACAGUCAGGGUGUCCAUAUCCGGGCAUUAUUCACUGAACUGCUGCGUGCUCGGAAACCCCUGGCGCUUCACAAUGGCCUCAUUGACAUGGCCUUCCUUUACCAGUGUUUCUAUGCUCAUCUUCCGGAGCGUCUGGCCACAUUCACAGCCGAUCUGUCAGAGAUGUUUCCAGCCGGCAUCUAUGAUACCAAAUAUGUCACUGAAUUUGAGCUCCGCCUCACUGCUUCCUAUCUGGAGUAUGCUUAUAAGAAAUGUAAGCUGGAUAACAGUCGGAGUGUUACCUCUGGAGGGACUGGACCCCAUGUGCAUUUGGAGUUCUGUCAAUAUGCAGGUCGCAUGUCUACCUACGUGGACUUCAGAGCGUGUCCAGCUGUGGCCUUGCCUGAGGGACAAACUGACAUCUGCGAGCGCUUCUCUGCAUUUGGUUGGUGUCCUAAUGGCACAAAGUGUCCUUUGUCCCAUGACACAGACCUCAUCAUCCUUAACGAUGACCGGAACAAGGUGGACAAGAAGAAAAAGAGGAAAAGACGAAGAGAAAAGAAAAAAGGUGGCAAGAUGGCAGAAUGCUCCUCAGACUUUGACGGUGCCCCUGAAAAUAAAGUACCUCACAUGGAAGUUGAACCUGAUGAAGUACAGGAUGGUCAAGAAGGAGCGACCGCUGAGCUGAGUGAAGAAAGCCGGCCUCCUCUUGUCACCGAGCAGGCCACAGCAGGACACGCCUCUGAUGUAUGUCUAAUGGACACCGACAGAAACGGUCAACCCACUGAAGAGGGAGAUGGCAUGAAAUCAGACAGCAAGGGGAAAGGUGUGGGUGAGGACAGCACAGAGUUCACUAAUGCUACAACUGGUAACAACACAGUAAACAUGGAAACUAAUAAUGGCCAUGAAGAGAGUAAAACAGCAGGAGAAAGAGAAGAGCUCAGUGGGCACUCCACCAGGACUGGCGAGAAGAACAAACAGGAGGCGGGAACACACCGUGCGGGGUUCGACGCCUUCAUGACAGGAUACAUUUUUGCUUACUCGUGCAGUCUGGACAAGAAAGGAGAAGUGGGAGACACUGUGCAGAAGAAGAAGAAGGAGGAGGAGGAGGGGGAAGCAUGGCUUCCUAUCUGCCUCAAUAAGCUGUAUCUCAGCGGCAAGGCUGCUCCCCUCCACAUCGUUAAAAGCACUUUUUCCAAGUCAUCCAAGGCCCACCUGCAGAAGAUGGAGAUGGUGUGGGGAAGGGACUAUAACAUGCACACCUGACUACAGGACAGUUAUGUGCAGGGUCACACUGGAGUUCAUUUUUAGAGCCGCUGCCAUUCAUUUACAAGAAGUCCUGUGUUCAUUCUUAAUUUCCUGUUUCUCAAUUUUAUACUUUACUCAUCAUACAGAUUUGACCUGAAUUAAAACAAACAAACAAACAUUGGA